Molecule: messenger RNA, 3172 nt
Organism: Podarcis muralis (Common wall lizard)
Lineage: Eukaryota; Metazoa; Chordata; Lepidosauria; Squamata; Lacertidae
Gene: NBL1
Product: NBL1, DAN family BMP antagonist
Biological process (GO): animal organ morphogenesis
Molecular function (GO): receptor ligand activity; BMP binding
Source: RefSeq, a predicted model, not a curated record
CCCAUUCCCCCCCCUUGUCCUGGCUAGCUGGUUCUUGUCUGCUCACAAUAUAAUCUUGCUCCACUGAAGAGGCAAAAGAGGCAGCAGAGAGGAUUUGCUUCCCACAACUACACCACCUUUUCUUUUUUUUAAACAGGGAGCAGUCAAAGGCUGGGGUUGGUUGAUUUACCCGGAGAAAAAGGGAGGAGAGACGGGGGGGGGUUGAUUUACUAGGAGGAGAGCCCUGCUGUCUUUCCUUUUUUGAGCCUAGCCAGAAAGCACCGAGAAAGUUCAAAUCUCCCCCUCUUUCCCCCUCCUCCUCCUCCUUCUUCUUCAGAGUUGGAAAUUCUUGCAUUUCUAGGAAGCUUGGAUCUUUCACAGGAGCUGCGCCGCACUCUGCAAAACUCUACUUACUAUAAUUGGGUCUUUUCCGCCUCCCCCAAAUAAUUAUUACGCCUGCAUAUUGUUUUGAAAGCAGCAACAGCAGCUUUUAAAAGUUCCUCCUCGCUCUUUUCCUAGCCUUCUUUCUGCUCCGAUCUCUGAUUUACUUGGGGAUUUUUUUCGGGGAGAGGGGGUGAAACUUUCAAUAGUUCCACCCCCACACUUUUAAUUAUUGACCAAAGGGGGGAGGAAAAAAGUCACUCUGAAUGGACUAGAGGGUUCCCCCCCCGGACUUUUUUGAUCCCGGUGCCUGGUUUGGAAAUAAUUUAUUUUUCCUCCGUUCCUGAGAAGGAGAUAAAAGUUUUGCUGAAGUUCAGGUUGCAAGGAAUUGUCUUCUUGUCCACCUCCCCGCAAAAAUACCCGUCCGCGUUUCCCUUAAACGUUUGGGAUGAACUGGAAAUAAACCUUUGGAGGAAAUUUGCUUACAGAAAGGCUAGGAAUCGGGGCCCACACUUUACUGGAUAAUGAGCUGUUUUAAUUUUUGAGUGCCCCCCCCUUAAAAAAAGAAGAGACAAGAAUAUUAUCUGAGGAAGUUUGAUGGAACACCUCUCUGACCAGUCCAUUUAAUGUUCUAGGAUUUUGUCAGAAAAGGCCAAGAUGCUGAAGCUCCUGGUGACCACCCUCGUCCCAUCCUUGAUCCUGGCGGCGCCUCCUCCCAUUAGCAAGCUGGCCCUCUUUCCCGACAAGAGCGCCUGGUGCGAGGCGAAGAACAUCACCCAGAUCGUUGGGCACAGCGGUUGCGAGUCCAAAUCCAUCCAGAACAGAGCCUGCUUGGGGCAGUGUUUCAGCUACAGCGUUCCUAACACCUUCCCACAGUCCACCGAGUCCCUGGUGCACUGCGACUCCUGCAUGCCAGCCCUCUCCAUGUGGGAAGUGGUGACACUGGACUGCCCCAGCAAUGAAGACAUCCCCAGGGUGGACAAACUGGUGGAGAAGAUCCUCCACUGCAGCUGCCAGGCAUGUGGAAAGGAGCAGAGCCAAGAGGGGGCACUCCUCAACGUCUACGUCAACGGCGACGAGAACCUGCCAGCUGAGGGUCCUCACCCCCACCCCUACGGCCACCACCACCCAGGGGAAGAGGCCUCCAACCACCACCACCAUGAAGACGAGGCCAAGGACUGACCUCCGACUUUCCGGGGGGUGAACUGCCCCUUCAGCCCAGGCCUUGACGACUUUCCCCCCGCCUCUCAAACACCCAUCAUGCUUUGCUCUUGGCAAUGUCGUCGUGGGGAAGCAGAGGCCAAGCUGAAGGCGGACCUUUCACCGGGGGUGGCCAAUGGGACAAGCUGGCAACCGGCAAGAGAAUUGGGGGAGGGGGUGGUUGGGAGGGUGUCACUGACGAAAUUGCACACUGCUCUAAUAUAUUGGGGGGGGGUGAGGGAAGAGGGAGGGGCAAAAUGAGAGAGGGGUCUCCUCUUGAAGGUCUGGCGGACACUCCAAACAAAGACAUCAAAGGCGGCUUCUCGGUUUCUGGCUUUUCAUCAGGAUAUUUCUCUGUGAAGACUACAUAUAGAAUUGUAGACUUGGAAGGGACCCCCUUGCAGUGUAGGAACCACAGAUGCUGUGGGUCCGGUUCUACCACUGGGGAAUCGAGGACUGAUCUCGGAGGAGCCGGACUGGACCCCCCCAAAAAACCCGUUUUGACAAAAGAGACUCUCCCCUUUGGUGCUUUUUUAGCAGCAGAAGCGAGACAUUUCUUGCAUGUUUGAGUUCUGCCCUCACUUGCCUUCACUGCCCCUGGCUACCUCCAUCACAACUCUGCCUUCUUUUAAUGCGGGGCUGGCAAGCCCGUGUCGCUCCUGGUGUCGCUGGACUCCAACUCCCAUCAUUCUUGCACAGUGGCCAUGCUGGCUGGGACUGCUGGGAGCUGGAGUCAAGCAAUGUCUGGACAGCACCACUUUGCUUACCCCUGUUUGACUUCCUAGCAGCACUUUAAUGAACGGAAGAUAGAAGGGAGCAAAGGAAAUUUUAUUGGGGAGCGCUGGGCGAGGGGGAAGAAACAGGUGGGGUGGCUCCAGACCAUUUUUAGCGAGUCAGAUCUAGCUCAAUAUUGUCAAUGCUGGCUGGCAGCAGCUCAGUAGGGUUUCAGCCGUACCUGGAGAUGACGGGUCGAACCGGGGACUUUCUGAAUGCAAAGCAGACCCUCUUGUCACUGGGCCCUGGUUUUCCUAAGGAUUCUAGUCCUCAUGGUUAUGGUUAAAGGGCUGGAUCAAUGAGGAGGUGCACAGAAGGUAGUCUUAUUCCAAGACAGACCACUGGUCCAUCCAACCUAGGAUUGCCAACACUGACCGGCAGCGGCUCUCCAGGAAUUCAGGCAGAGGACAUUCCCACACUUACUGGAAGAUGUUGGGGAACGAACCUGGGAUCUUCUGCCUACAAAAGCAGAUACUCUACCACUGAGCUACAGCCCUUUCCGCCAGAAUUUAACAUAAUCUGGAUCUGACGUGAGUCAGAUUAUUGGAUGAAGAGGCUGACAUCUUGCCCACCCUUUCCUUGAAUUUUUAAACGUCUUAAUCACUGAAUGUUUAGAGUGAGAUUCGAACUCUUGCCUAUGUAUACACCCAGCCUCUCUCCUUGCUCUGCUGACUACAACACUCUUCAUGGCUUCUCUCUCUCUCUCUCUCUCUCUCUCUCUCUCUCUCUCUCUCUCUCUCUCUCUCACACACACACACACACACGUUAUAUAUAUUUCCACUUUUAUCGUUGUGUUAUUCAUCCCUCUUAAUUAAAUAAAUUAGAUCCAACAUCCACA